GCUACAAUUGAAGUCGACGGGCUAAACGUCAGUUUUGUGUUACGUAAAGAACUCAGAACAAGUUGAAUCUUCCAGCUCAGAAGGCUGAAGGUCCACGAAAAAGGGAAAAUUCAGUGAAAUUAAAGUGAUCCAAGUAUUUUGAUCCGGCGCAAUCUCAGCAGGAUGUCCUACUGCACGAGGAUAAUAACUCGCAAGGCGAAGCGUGCUGCUGCGGCCGCCCACGCCAUGAACCUCCAGCAGCGUCUCUUCCAUGCAUCCUGCGUUGCUUCCUCCAAGGUGGCCAUCUCAAAGUUCGACAGUUCGGUGUAUAUGCCGUACGAGAAGCUGACGUCUCGCAUUGAGAUCGCGAAGAAGCGUCUCAAUCGCCCAUUGACGCUCGCUGAGAAGGUUCUCUACUCCCAUUUGGAUGAUCCGCAGAAUCAGGAAAUUCAGCGUGGGGUAUCCUACCUUCGCCUAAGGCCUGAUCGUGUAGCCAUGCAGGAUGCAACGGCUCAAAUGGCCAUGUUGCAGUUCAUUUCAUCGGGAUUGAAGCGUGUGGCUGUGCCAUCGACAAUCCACUGUGAUCACUUGAUCGAGGCCCAAAUUGGUGGGGAGCAGGACUUGAAGCGCGCCAAAGACAUCAAUGCUGAAGUCUACAAAUUCCUCUCGACGGCUGGAGCCAAGUAUGGGGUGGGCUUCUGGAAGCCAGGAUCGGGAAUUAUCCAUCAGAUCAUCCUUGAGAACUACGCGUUCCCCGGGCUGUUGAUGAUCGGCACGGAUUCCCACACGCCCAAUGGUGGUGGUUUGGGUGGUCUCUGCAUUGGUGUCGGUGGUGCCGAUGCUGUGGACGUAAUGGCGGACAUUCCGUGGGAGCUGAAAUGCCCCAAUGUAAUCGGGGUGCAUCUCACGGGGAAGAUCAGCGGGUGGACAUCGCCAAAGGAUGUCAUUCUCAAAGUUGCUGACAUUCUCACCGUCAAGGGUGGUACUGGUGCCAUCAUUGAGUACCACGGAAAGGGUGUUGAUUCCAUCUCGUGCACCGGAAUGGCAACAAUUUGCAACAUGGGUGCUGAAAUUGGUGCCACCACCUCCAUUUUCCCCUUCAACAACCGCAUGGCGUCCUACCUGAAGUCCACAGGACGUGCUGGAAUUGCCACAGAAGCAACGAAAUUCCAAGGAAAGCUCCUUUCACCCGAUCAUGGAUGCAAAUACGAUGAUGUCAUUGAGAUCAAUUUGGACAAACUUGAACCCCAUGUCAAUGGACCCUUCACACCCGAUCUUGCCCAUCCAAUCAGCAAACUCGGCGAGAAUUCCAAGAAGAACGGCUACCCCAUGGAUAUCAGAGUUGGCCUCAUUGGAUCCUGCACCAAUUCCUCAUACGAAGACAUGGGCAGGUGUGCUGCCAUUGCAAAGGAUGCCCUAGCGCAUGGAAUUAAAUCCAAGAUCCCCUUCAAUGUUACUCCUGGAUCUGAACAGAUUCGUGCCACCAUUGAACGCGAUGGCAUUGCCGAAACAUUCAGGCAAUUUGGUGGAACUGUCUUGGCUAAUGCCUGCGGGCCGUGCAUUGGACAGUGGGAUAGGAAGGAUGUGAAGAAGGGUGAAAAGAAUACCAUUGUUACGUCCUACAAUCGUAACUUCACCGGAAGGAAUGAUGCUAAUCCUGCCACACAUUGCUUUGUGACCAGCCCUGAAUUGGUCACUGCACUUUCAAUUGCUGGCCGUUUGGACUUCAAUCCACUCACGGAUUCCCUCAAGGGGGCCGAUGGGAAGGAAUUCAAGCUUAAGGCACCAUUUGGUGAUGAAUUGCCCAACAAGGGCUUCGAUCCGGGUCAGGAUACGUACGAUGCUCCCCCAGCUGAUGGUACCCAAGUCAAGGUGGACGUUGAUCCAAAGAGCAACCGCCUCCAGUUGUUGGAUCCCUUCGAUACGUGGGAUGGGAAUGAUCUGAAGGAGAUGACGGUGCUCAUUAAGGUUAAGGGCAAAUGUACAACAGAUCACAUCUCCGCUGCUGGUCCCUGGCUCAAGUAUCGUGGACAUUUGGAUAAUAUCUCCAAUAACAUGUUCAUUGGCGCCGUAAAUUCCGAGAAUAGCGAAAUGAAUAAGAUUAAGAAUCAGGUGACGGGAGAAUGGGGUGGUGUACCUGAUGUGGCGCGAUUCUACAAAUCCAAGGGUAUCAAAUGGGUAGCUGUUGGUGAUGAGAACUACGGUGAGGGAUCAUCCCGUGAACAUGCAGCCCUGGAGCCAAGGCAUCUCGGUGGACGUGCCAUCAUUGUCAAAUCUUUUGCCCGUAUUCACGAGACGAAUUUGAAGAAACAAGGACUCCUGCCACUCACCUUUGCCGAUCCUGCUGACUACGACAAGAUUCAGCCAACAUCGAAGAUCUCACUGCUUGGAUUGAAAGAUAUCGCACCGGGACAGCCGAUUGAGUGUGAAAUUAAGCAAGCAGACGGUAAAGUGCAUCGUAUUCAACUUAAUCACACACUUAAUGAGCAACAGAUUGGUUGGUUCAAAGCUGGCAGUGCACUCAAUCGCAUGAAACAACUGGCCAAGCAGUAGAUUCAUCCCUCAAAUGUUUUUAUUUCUUUUUCCCCCAACAAAAAAAAUAUAUCUCUUUACUACAAAACUCCAACCAACACACAUAAUAAGCACGUGACUCUCCACCCACGAAGAGCCUAAAAGAAAAAUCAGAAAGUAACAAUCAUGUGCGGUAGGGUAUAUAAUAUACAAAUUAACGCAGAACAGUGAGUAAUUUGUCAAACAUUUCUUUUUAUUUUUAUUCCUUUCAAUUCUCUCAAAAAACAUCUCGCCGCCCCCCUGGCUGCCGACCCGAAAAUUCUUCAAUGCAAACAUUUUACUUAAUUGUAGAGUCGGUGAAUUGUAAAUAAUAAUAUACAGAAAUAUAUAUUAUAAUGGCUCUA
Molecule: messenger RNA, 2894 nt
Organism: Lutzomyia longipalpis
Lineage: Eukaryota; Metazoa; Arthropoda; Insecta; Diptera; Psychodidae
Gene: mAcon1
Product: probable aconitate hydratase, mitochondrial
Exons: 4
Coding region: 163-2532 (789 amino acids)
Biological process (GO): tricarboxylic acid cycle
Cellular component (GO): mitochondrion; cytosol
Molecular function (GO): 4 iron, 4 sulfur cluster binding; aconitate hydratase activity
Source: RefSeq, a predicted model, not a curated record